AUGGUUGAGAUGGUGAUGUCACUAGCAUUGGAGAAGACAAUGUUAAAAGGGCAAAUAUUGAGCUGCUAUAUGAUUGGAGAUUUUUUCAGUCGAAGGAAACUAAAAGUUAGUGAAAAAGGAGGCUGGGGUGCAACAAGAGAGGUAUACUGGGGACAUGGAAUUUAUGGGGUUGAAUCAGCAUCAACAUUCUAUUUUGGGAAGCAUCCAUCUUGUCUAAGUUUGGGGGAGUCUGCAAUGCUUGCUGGGCUAAUACCUGCCCCAGAACUUCGAUCGCCACUCAGGGAUCCUUCCAGAGGAAAAACCUUCCAAGCCAGAGUUUUGAAGAGGAUGGUGGACGUAGGCUUUCUUGAUUUUGAAACAGCACUUUUUGUCGUGAAACAGUAUCUUCCUCUGCAUGUUACUGAGUCAGAAGCACCUGUUGUCUUUCUCCCGGGAGUUGGUACAAACUCCAAAUUGAGGGACAUAUGGGACUGGGAAACAGAAAGCAAAAUCUGGGAAGCAUGUGAGGAUAUGGAAAGAUGGGUCCUCAAGGUCCGGGACGGAGCCUGA
Molecule: messenger RNA, 549 nt
Organism: Prunus armeniaca (apricot)
Lineage: Eukaryota; Viridiplantae; Streptophyta; Magnoliopsida; Rosales; Rosaceae
Source: the annotation of a GenBank genome assembly